AUGUCCCCGCAGUACUGCAGCCGUACCUGUCAAGUUGCUCACCGCAGCCACCACAAACCCUCUUGCACCUCUCCCCUCAUCAAAAAGACGUGGAAUCCCAGUUGGGUCCUGGAGCGCCGCACGCCCAAGUUCCUCACUUAUGGUCCUUCCAGCCAGGACAAAUACGGAGCGCGCAAGUACUUCUGGGGCAAUAUACCAGCCUUGGACAUCAUCCAACUCGCGUCAAAUGAGGGUCUGGACUACGAUAAAGAUCUCUUUCUUCUCUUCGCCGCUUCUGGCGACCCACGGAACAUCGUCAAGUCCGUGGGCUCUCUACCAGAUACAUACACCAAUCGAGUGCGUCUCUUCAUCAAUGACCGGGAUUUUGAGGUGGUGGCUCGCAAUCUGAUUAUCUGCCUCAUCGGACUUGUCGUUGAAGAUAGUACGGAGGAUGUGACCUGCAUGCUUCAUGUAUGGUACUCAACACUGAUUCGUGCAAGUGAUGCCACCAUCCUCACGACCAAGAUUCUGCCGCUAUUUGAGGACGUCAACCGCAAGAUUGAAAUGAAGGGACCGGGCGUCGUCUUGGGCAAGACCUGGACACUGGGGGAUAACACCUGCCGGGCCGAACUCACCAAGGAGAAGUGGCAGGAGCUGCUACGAUUUGUGAAAGACACCGCCGGUCUGACGCGGGAGCAGGCCCACCAGAUUCGGGCGGCCGUCACCUUGGCACCACAGCGGGUGGACUACAGGGAUCGCUGGCUCUUCUCUCAGCAGCCAGCCCAUCGCGUCUGCGCCAGUAGAUUCUUCGAUGAUGGCCUUCUCCUUCCAUUUGGUGCCUCACGGGAGGAGUUCACUGUGCCGAACCCUGCCAAUCCUCUACAGGGCUGGWGCGCUUCUGAGGUCUCCAACACCGAUUCGGGGCCAGCAUCCCGCGACUUGUACGGCAAACUCUUCUACCACAUCAGCUCGCAUCUGGCCAGUUUCCACAGCCGUCUCGCACACCAUGGCAAUGACUUCUGUUUCCUACAAGUUGAUGCUACGUCGCUGAAGGAUCAGAAAUCACUGCACGACAUGAAGUUUGCGAGAGUCGAGAUGUCGAACAUCUCGGAUGCGUUCUACUUGGGAAUCACCCAGACUUUGACGUGCUUGGGCGUCAUGUUGCAGAGCCCAAAGAACAAUCCACAUGCCACGCUACUCACUCUUUUCAUGAACGCCAUUCCCGAAAUUCUGCACUAUGAGGGAGGCUCAGCAGUCGCUCGCAAAAAAAGAAUCAGAGAAAUGGCGCAGGCGGGCAAGUUUUUCUCGCGGUCUCUUAUCACAGACUUCAGCAUGAGUAGUCCGAGGGUGCUGCAGAUGACUGACGCUGUUUGCUACUUUCGUGAUUUUGACGACUACUUCGAAAGCUACAUGGCCAUCAAAAAGUUCAAGGAGAUCGAGGCUCAGAGUGUCAAUCUGCUGCCUGGAGGUAUGCUAAUGAAGAAGCGCCAUACAAUUGUCGAGAAAUGGCCGCUGCGACUGAAGCUGCUGUAUGGCGAUCCCGGUGCACAGUCGGAGUUCGAUAUUCUUGAGGCAUCAGGCCACACUGGCCACGAGCGCUAUAUGGAGUGGAAGAGAGGAGACUGA
Molecule: messenger RNA, 1605 nt
Organism: Ramularia collo-cygni
Lineage: Eukaryota; Fungi; Ascomycota; Dothideomycetes; Mycosphaerellales; Mycosphaerellaceae
Exons: 5
Coding region: 1-1605 (534 amino acids)
Source: RefSeq, a predicted model, not a curated record